AUGGUACGCCUUAGCCUUGGGCUCCCCUUAGCGGGCUUGCUCACUUCUACUUUUGCCACCGUUACUCUUCCCAUGCGAGACCUUCCACCAUUGUCAGGACAAACAUGCCCGGAAUCAUGCCAUGAAGCUGGUUAUAUGCCAUCAAACUGGACGGUGGUCGCUGAAUUCGACCAGCUCAAGGCUUGCCCUCGGCCUAUCCUUAUGGACUUCUCCCUUGACAUCCCUGUGUCUGAGAAACAGAUUAUCCGUACUUGUGACACCUGGGGCACAUACUACUAUUAUACUCCCGCACCGAGUUUUGGCAUUCCAUCCGAGAACGAGCAAGACCAUGUUAUCCCGCACUUGGCUUUGUCUGCUGCCGGCAAUAAUUCCCAGGGAAUGAGAGCUCGUUAUCAGGCGGUCACCGCUGUCAAGAAGAUCCAGAGCCAUCUACAACGCUCUGCGGAAUGGAACAGAACGAUUCUAUUCGGUGCCUUUGGGGGUGCGACAGUGGGUGUUUACAUUGGCGAAAACAUGCAAAAUCCUAGCGUGGCCGACUCCCUAUUGAAGCCAUUCAUGGAGAAGAUCAUGUCAGUUGGCAUUGAGUCAUCCAAAGCUGCCCUUCUCCAGGUUUGCGGAAAUAAUAGAACCGGCGAUAACACUUUUGGAAUCAUUGCAGCCUCAAACAAAGGUCUUAGCACCGCUCAAGCUGCCGUCAAGCAAUGGGCUAACGCAACAUGCGUCGACACAUCAAGCUAUACGGAAUCAUCUACCCUAAAUGGUACCGUCAUCCGCAUCCACAAGCCAGUCCCUGUGCUUGUUCCUUCAAAUACAACAACAACAAACUUGACAACAAGAGCUAUACACAUGCCAAUCUUGAAUGCCCGCGGUGACUGUCGCGCUAUUGGUGUCAUCUCUGGAGACAGCUGUGGCGCCCUUGCAACGCGAUGCGGCAUAUCCCCAAGUGACUUCACCAAGUAUAAUAACAACCCCAAGCUAUGCUCUAGUCUUACACCCGGCCAGCAUGUAUGCUGCUCUUCAGGCACCCUGCCUGACUUUAGGCCGAAGCCCAACUCUGACGGUUCAUGCGCUGUCUAUGAGACUAAGUCUGGAGAUAACUGCGCUACUAUUGCCGCCGCCAACAGCUUGAAGAAAGAAGACCUGGAAACCUUGAACAAGCGGACUUGGGGUUGGGCGGGCUGCGACAGUCUCUGGGUGGGUGUCAAGAUGUGCCUCAGCAAAGGCGAUCCGCCUAUGCCAGCCCCAAUUGCAAAUGCCAUAUGUGGCCCGCAGAAACCUGGCACACCAAUACCUCCAAAGGGCGCCAAUAUCUCAGAGUUGAACCCAUGUCCCCUCAACACUUGUUGCAACAUUUGGGGCCAGUGUGGUACGACGGAAGAUUUCUGCAUUGAUACUCGCGGGGAUGGGGCACCGGGUACGGCAAAAAAAGGCACCUACGGCUGUAUAUCCAACUGCGGUAUGGAUAUCGUUAAAGGUGACCCCCCGGCACAGUUCAUCAAGCUUGGGUAUUUCGAGGCCUUCAACUUGGGCAGGGAGUGCCUGAAUAUGGACGUCCGUCAAAUUGACUCGUCUUACACUCAUGUUCACUUUGCCUUUGCUGUUCUUACGGAUGACUUUGAAGUCUACCUAGAAGACGAGUAUCAGAAGUAUCAAUUCGAACAGUUCAAGAAGAUACGCAGCUUCAAGCGAAUCUUGUCCUUUGGAGGCUGGGCCUUUUCUGCUGAACUGCCACACUAUCAAGUUUUCCGGAACGGUGUGAAGACAGCAAAUAGGGAGAAACUAGCUUCCAACAUCGCUAAGUUCAUCAACGAUAACGGCCUAGAUGGUGUCGAUAUUGACUGGGAAUAUCCUGGGGCACCUGAUAUACCUGGUAUUCCGCCACCAGAUGACGCUUAUGAGGGUAUCGCGUACGCUGCAUUCUUAAGUAUCCUUAAAUCCAAGCUCAACUCAGGAAAAUCCUUGUCAAUUGCUGCACCAGCAUCUUAUUGGUAUCUUAAGCAAUUCCCCAUCAAGGGCAUCUCUAGAAUUGUCGACUAUAUCGUCUACAUGACGUAUGACCUACACGGCCAAUGGGACUCCGGUACGCUCUUUAACGCCGAGAUCAGGGAGAUCGCUACUGGCUCUAUCUCACCCCGAUCCUUAAGCCAUGGCAACGAUAGUAGUGUCGAAAUCAGAGACAUCUCCGCUAGCGCAAAUACCUGGUAUGAUAAAGAUAGCGACAGCAACAUCAUGACCUAUGGCGAUAACUGGGUGGCAUAUAUGGUUGAAAGCGUCCGUGCCCGCCGGGCCAACAUAUACAAGGGUUACAACAUGGGCGGCACUACCAACUGGGCUGUCGACCUUGAUAAAUUUCAAGACCCGCCUAGCCUGAUAGAAGGCUCCGAUGUGAAAUUGAGCUGGCAGCAGAUAAAGCAAAAUAUUAAAAAGACUGGUGAUGCGGCAGCUUGUGACAAGGAGUCUCGAACUGGCACUUGGGUUACCCUUGACAACUGCAGCCCUGAUGCUAAAUGUGAUCCUCAUCACUCGUCCUCGGAUAAAAAAGAGGACUGGACUGGGGCGUGCUCAUACCUGGUCUGGAAUUCAUUUGCACAGGUCCAUGUUUUGAUAAAAAAUUAUCAGUACUCCCUAAAGGAAGCCGCCAUUCAGGUUCAAAAUAAAAAGAACGAGUUUGUGGAUACAUUUGCUCCUGAGGGACACCGGCCUGACGUCCCCCUCUGGCUUAACACGCUCCUUACCGUUCUUCUAAUUCCAUCUACGACUCUGGGCACGGCUUUCUGGAAAGGAGCACUCAGGAACUUGGCUUUUUUUCAGACUAGGCCACUUCGCCUAGACCUACUAAAAGAUACCUCACAAGCUUUGGUCUCUGCAGGCUAUACAAUUUCUAAAAGCUUCAUUGAGAAAGAAACAGUAAAAGAGGUCACUUUCAACACGCUCUAUGAUAGCCUAAUCGGGAAAUGGACCGAACAGAUUGAUACACUGGUAAAGGAAUUAUUCGAUGGCUCUGACGAGCAUAUUAAGCAGCUUAGCAAGAUCAUCAUGGACGGCAAAAUGAUUGAAGGCAAACACGACGCUGUACCGGAUCCGGACGCCGAUCACACAGCCUCCUUUCUAGAGCAGAAACUAGCAGAACGAGCCUUCUACGCAGCUGCUAUUCCAAAUGUGUGGAAAAUGCGACAGCCAUACGCCAGCUAUCCCGUUAUUCUUGAUUUUGGCCCCGACUGCAACCGGGAUAUCGGCUCAGACCAGUAUUUCAAGAGCGGACAGGACUACAACCAGGGCUGGAUUUGCCUCGACGGGCAUAACUAUAUACUUGCCUCCACCUUUGAGCGCGACAACGAUGGACCCAACUGUUCACCUGAGUAUUAUGAUUGGUGCAACAAUAUCGAUCAGCGAUUCCUCUUUUCCCUACCAGGGUUGGAUAAAAUCCGGAAACCUGAUCCCAAAUUUGGCAAGGUGACGGUAGAGGACCUCGUUGCUGGGUCUGUGAAUACAUGGAAACGCGCUGGUAAAUUGAACAUCAUAGAUGGUAGCCCUGGAGGUGUCAAUCCUGUCAACAAAGACGAUUUUGUUGAUCUUUGGGAUAAUGACAUCCGCGCCCCGGGGAUGAUUCGUAUUCCUGUUUGCAGUGUGGAGGAAGCUAGCUUUUUGGCCCAGGACGGUACAGGACACGGCCUCCCAGAUGGAGACCGCCCGAGCUUUCCUUGUUUGAGAGACCCUAAUAAGAGCAUGAGCGAAGGUGAUCUUGAUUAUAUAUUUAAAGCUGUUGGCAUGAGUGAAGCCAAUCCCUAUCCCAUGGCGCCCUAA
Messenger RNA from Microsporum canis CBS 113480, 3804 nucleotides. Its product is annotated as chitinase. The coding region runs from base 1 to 3804 and encodes 1267 amino acids. The transcript is spliced from 14 exons. The record is from RefSeq and is a predicted model, not a curated record. Gene Ontology annotation, molecular function: chitin binding; hydrolase activity, hydrolyzing O-glycosyl compounds. Lineage: Eukaryota; Fungi; Ascomycota; Eurotiomycetes; Onygenales; Arthrodermataceae. Gene Ontology annotation, biological process: carbohydrate metabolic process.